Messenger RNA from Pollicipes pollicipes, 1227 nucleotides. Its product is annotated as pollen-specific leucine-rich repeat extensin-like protein 2. The coding region runs from base 139 to 1227 and encodes 362 amino acids. Lineage: Eukaryota; Metazoa; Arthropoda; Thecostraca; Pollicipedomorpha; Pollicipedidae. The transcript is spliced from 8 exons. The record is from RefSeq and is a predicted model, not a curated record.
GAGUCCGGCCGCGCCCGCUCCCCGCUCCGGCAGACAGGUCCGCCGCCACCGCCUCCUCCGUCCGCCGACGGGCCGCCGUCGCCCUCCCGCGGCGUCGGCGAGUCCACCUUCCAGGCGCACCGCAAGCUCUGGGAGUCGAUGAACAACGACUGGCGCAAUAACGACAUCGCGCAGAGCAGUCGGGAACAGCGCCAGCGAGAGCUUGGAUUUCUGGCCAACAGGUGGCAGCAUAAGCCGGCCGAGCUGGAACACGCCGCCAGGACGGCGAAACCGCUGGAGGAGAUGGCCCCUCCGCCGCCGCCGCCGCCGCCACAGAUGGCCGGCAUCCCUCCAGCGCCGCCACCGCCGCCGCCGCCGCCGGGCGGCUCUCCGUCGCACAAGCCCCGCCCCCAGUCGCCGCUCCGCCAACCAGGGGCCGUCAGCAGCCCGCUCCGCCAAUCACAGCCGGCCGCAGACUCCCACAGCGGCGCCAGGGCGGCCGGCCGGCGGCCGUACCAGGUGCGCGUCAAGCCCGGUUGCCUGUACCCGAGCCUCUCCGACCUGGAGACGGCCAGCAGCUCGCACGAGUCGGAGACGGACGACGGCCGCAGCGGCGCCGCGUCGCCGGCCAGCACCGUGUGGCGCGCCGGCGACGAAUCUACCGUGUCAUACACCAGCGGCCAGAGCGACGCCGAGAGUCUGGGCGCCGAGAUCCUGGCGAUGGCACGCGCCAACCAGCCGCCGCCACCACCGGCCAGCCUGCCCACCAUUGACGAGAGCGAUGCAAGCAGCGACCUCUCUGGCAUGGCCGCCUGUGCCGCCAUCGAUGACGUGCUCGACAUCAUAGACGACGAGGACGAGCCGACGCCGCCGAAGCGGACCAAGACUGUGCGGCAAGACUCGGGCGCGUUCCGGACGCCGAUGGCGUCGGUUAAGUCGCCGGAGCGGGACCUGAGCCUGCCGUCUGUGGUGCUGGACGGUGACGCGGAGCUGCCGCUCAUGCACUCGGUCAGCUUCUACCGCCGACAGAAGCCACAGGAGGUGCAGGUGACGCCGGUGCGGCCGGUGGUGCGGAACCGGGAGGUGGCUCGGCCGCCGCUGCCCGAGGCUGCAACCGGCGGGCAAUCGACGCUCGCCGCCGGCGUCCAGGAGCGCGUCAAGCAGCUGCAGAAGGAGGUGGGCGCCCGGGCACCGCCCGAGCCGGCAAGGCUGAGGACGAGCUGUGCGGAUGAUGGGGGCCAAAGCUGA